AUGACCUCAAAUCCACAAUAUGACCGCGAGACGACGGCGACCGAGGUGGCAGAGGCCUUCAGCGACGAAAUUCGAGGCAAAACAGUGGUUAUCGUCGGUGUGUCACCUCAAAGUCUAGGCGAAUCUAUGUCCCUGGCACUCGCCUCACAGUCGCCGUUGCUGUUGGUGCUUGCGUCGCGGACGUUGUCCAAAAUUGAGGAUGUCGCCACGAAGAUCAGAGGUCCGUAUCCCAAUGUUUCGCUUCAGCUCGUGGAGAUAGACUUGUCUUCUCUCGAGGCUGUCCGCAAAGGUGCCGCGACCAUUAAUAGGGUCGUGAACCAAAUCGACAUUCUCAUCAAUAAUGCCGGUGUGGUGAUGCAAACCCACGCAUUCACCACAGACGGACUUGAACUUCAAUUCGGCACGAACCACGUUGGUCCAUUCCUCCUCACCAAUCUUCUUAUGCCCAAGAUUCUCAAGGCUGCACAAAGUUCCCAGUUAAAGGGAUCAACCAGAAUUGUCAAUGUGACAAGCCAAGGGCAUGUCAUCUCCCCGAUCCGCUUUAGUGAUUAUAAUCUCCACAGGCGGCCUGAAGAUAUUCCACCAGAGGAACGACCGAUGACAAAUGCCAACAUGUCGUUUGACCCGCCUCCCGGGGUGACAUAUGUGCCAUUCGUCGCAUAUGGCCAAUCCAAGACGGCCAACAUUCUGUUAUCACUCUAUCUAACUCGGCAUCUCUCACAAAACGGGGUCAUCUCAAUAGCCACCCAUCCCGGUUCCAUCUGGACGGAUCUCUCCCGCAACCUUGACGAGAAGUACACCAAAUUAAUCAGCAAGACGGGCGGGUUUUGGAAAAGUCUCGACCAAGGAAGUGCCACGACUUUGGUCGCAGCUUUGGACCCCAAGCUGAGCGAGGACGACCGGGUGAUUUAUCUCAGCGAUUGCCAAGUAGCCCAAUCAGCUGGACAUGCGAGUGAUGAAAAAGCAGCAGAGAGGCUCUGGAAAUUGAGUGAGGAUAUUGUCGGGCAGAAGUUUGAGCUAGAGGCUGCAAGCAGGUUAUGA
Rhinocladiella mackenziei CBS 650.93 is the source of this 1041-nucleotide messenger RNA. RefSeq lists its product as uncharacterized. The record is from RefSeq and is a predicted model, not a curated record. Bases 1 to 1041 code for a protein of 346 amino acids. Lineage: Eukaryota; Fungi; Ascomycota; Eurotiomycetes; Chaetothyriales; Herpotrichiellaceae. The transcript has 2 exons.